Messenger RNA from Soboliphyme baturini, 1596 nucleotides. The record is from the annotation of a GenBank genome assembly. Lineage: Eukaryota; Metazoa; Nematoda; Enoplea; Dioctophymatida; Soboliphymatidae.
AUGUCGACAGUUUUAGUGGAAAACUUUUUGCGGAUGCACGAAUGGAACAAAGAACUGCUGAACCGGAUUGAUGAUUACGAAAUCGUGUACCCGAUUCAGAUCCGGGAUCGCAACCGUGUUGGAAUCGAUACCCGUAACUACCUGUUUAGCAACAUUACCGUACAUUUUGAUCGGUGCUCGUUUAUCAUCAAAAGCAAUUACGGACGUUUCAAAUUGCAUGUACAUCUGAACGAGAAUUUGAUGCCGCCGGGCGCAUCGUACAAACUCGUGCUGGACACGGACAGUGAUUUCAAGGUGGUAAAAAACGUUGUCAACUGUUACUUCCAGGGUGAAAUUCAUGGCUAUGAUCAGUCGCUAGUGAGCUUAUCUACCUGCAACGGGUUACGGGGCUUUCUCUCGAUGGGAAAUCAGUCGUUCAUUAUCAUUCCAUUGAAAGGCGGUGACUUGGGCCGACGUCAUCCGCACGUCUUCAAGCGUGUCCGUGGCACUGACGAAUCGCUUUGCGGCAACACGGCCAAUACCGAGUGGGACAGCGUUUUGCAUAGGAAAAAAUUAUAUUUCGGCAAAAGCAGCGUUCGUUACGCGAUGCAUGAAACGAAAUUUAUCGAGCUAGUGGUAGUGGCGGAUUUGAAUAUGAUGCUCCAAGACUUUGGUACGAGAGUGUCUUUGACUCGUUUCGAAGCGUGGACGACGAAGAAUUUGGUAAUUCUCCACGAAGACAUUGUCCAGAGUUUGCUCGACUUCAUUCGGUAUUCCUCUCGCAAUCUUUUCAACGACAACGUUGAUGUCACCCUCCUUUUGACGGAUUCGGACUUUGCUAGGUUAGAAACGACCAUGUCUGCAUCCGGCACAAUUUGCACUGCCAGGGCGGCAGGUAUAGUAAAGGAGGGCAGCCAGUUUGAUUCGUAUCACUUGGCGAUUUUGAUGGCUCACAGUCUUGGUCAUAUUCUCGGAAUGAAGCAUGAAGACCACGAUUCCGAUUGUCAAUGUACCAGCGACGGUGGAUGCAUUAUGAACAACUUUUUCAAGCUUAAUCACGUUUCUCGCCGCAUAAAGUUCGAUCUCAAUGUUGCUGGCCUGGUUGGAGUUUCAAACUCCUACUGCACGCACAGUCGACGGAAUCAUUCUUCCGUAUUGGAAGUAUACAUUAGCGAGUGUGAUACAGUUGACCCGUGCUGUGAUCCCGUGACUUGCACGCUGAAGGAAGAGUCGCAGUGCUCUCGCGGCUCCUGUUGCGACAACUGCAAGUGCCCUGACGACGCUCACAAGCAAGACGGUAGCCCAUGUAGCAACGACACCGGCUUUUGCUACCGCGGUCGAUGUCACUUGCUCUUGAAUCAAUGUAGAGUCCUCUGGGGACAAGAUGCGUCUGUCGCUGAGUUGGCAUGUUUCCAAAAGUUUAACAUUCUUGGCGUCGAAUAUGGUCACUGUGGUUUGGAUUCAAAUGGUCGAUACUUGGCUUGCUCCAUACCAAAUUCCGUUUGUGGUCUUCUUUACUGCAAAGAGGGAGAAGAGUCGCUUUCCGCUCCGUCGUAUUUCAAAACACAGUUCGUUGACGAUCGUAAGCUGUUCGAGUGCAAGUACGUAUUGAUCUGA